AAUCAAAAAUCAGAAACCAUCAUCAAAAGAGAGGAACAAAAAGAAAUAUCAUAAUAAAGAUUGAAUAAGAAUGGCUAGCGAUGGCAGUGAGGAGUUCAGGCUAGUGUCGCCAUCAAUUAACAACGAGGGAAGGUUACCGAGGCACUACACGGACGAGGGGCAAGGAGCGAAAAAGAACAUAUCCCCACCGUUAGAAUGGUACAACUUACCGCAGGAGACCAAGACCCUGGCUUUAGUGGUGGAGGACAUUGAUGCACCAGAUCCAGAUGGGCCCAUCGUGCCGUGGACCCAUUGGGUGGUGGUUAACAUCCCGCCGGCGGUGAAGGGGUUGCCGGAGGGAUUUUCCUGCAAGGAGGAACAGAUGGGUGGGGAAUAUGCUGGGAUCAAGGAAGGGAACAAUGACUGGAAGGUGCCUGGUUGGCGUGGUCCUAGGUUGCCUACUCAUGGACAUAGGCUUCUGUUUAGGCUUUUUGCUUUGGAUGAUGAGGUUCAUCUUGGUAACAAGGUGACGAAGGAGAAGUUGUUGGACUCAAUUGCAGGGCAUGUGCUUGGAGAAGCGACGCUGAUGGCUAAAUUUUGAUAUGAUGUAUGAAAGCAGAGAUUGUACGGGUGCACUCGCUUUGUCUUGUGUACCUAUGUGAAAUGUGAGAUCAAUGGGAUAAACAUUGUAUCAAAUCUCACCACCCUUUUGAGCCUCGUCUCUUCGUAGAUUAGAAGAAAACAUCUUGCUUGAAAUUUAAAAUAUUAUGAGUAAUCAUGACUUACCAAUUACGUGCUAAUAAUGUUAAUGCUACCAUGCAUUUUGGACGGUAUAUAUGUUGUUAGAGUUGUCGAUCUUUAUUGAGAUUGUUGUAAUGUAAAUGUAGAUCUAAUGCAAAAGUCAUACUU
Messenger RNA from Abrus precatorius (Indian licorice), 888 nucleotides. RefSeq names its product UPF0098 protein TC_0109-like. The coding region runs from base 71 to 580 and encodes 169 amino acids. Lineage: Eukaryota; Viridiplantae; Streptophyta; Magnoliopsida; Fabales; Fabaceae. The transcript has 2 exons. The record is from RefSeq and is a predicted model, not a curated record.